Truncatella angustata is the source of this 916-nucleotide messenger RNA. RefSeq lists its product as uncharacterized. The record is from RefSeq and is a predicted model, not a curated record. The transcript has 3 exons. The coding region runs from base 155 to 634 and encodes 159 amino acids. Lineage: Eukaryota; Fungi; Ascomycota; Sordariomycetes; Amphisphaeriales; Sporocadaceae.
ACUUGUUGCGAUUGCCACACUGUAACAUAGAUAAUGUAAUAUAUGUGCAUAAAGGCCUGUUCAGUUCUAAUAUAUAUAUUCCACGUUCAUCUAUGCUGUUACAUUGCUGGCAGGUUGCUGAUGUCCCCCGUUAAGUAUUUGUGUACUGCUAACUAUGCAGAAUGCGGGCUGCCCUCCUUCAUACGCCAUUCUGUCACAUACAUGGGGUAACGGCGAAGUGUCGCUUCAGCAAUACCAGAUAUGGCGAGGCCUUUUAACCGAUCCCUUCUUUGAUAAUAAUUCAAGCAUCGAAGAUGAAAUCUCGAGCGGGGGCUUUAUUAUACAUGGUUUAGAUGAUGCUUGGGAGUCAAGGAUCGACGAACAGAUCAAAGGUGCCACGAAGAUAGCGCAGGGCUUGGUGAAAAUCCUUCGUUUUGCCAAGGAAGUCUUCAUCGCCGGCCAUGAUAGUUAUAUCUGGGUAGAAACUUGUUGUAUCGACAAGACCAGCAGCGCGGAGCUCUUUCGGACAUUAAUGCCCAAGACCCUGAACACUGCGAAUUGCACAAGUCGAAGUGGUUCAGACGGGGCUGGACGCUCCAGGAGCUCCUUGCGCCUUCCAGUGUGGUGUUUUGACACGAAUGGGAAAGUCAUGUGAGAAAAGCAUGGCCAGGCAGAAAACCUGGAGAAUGCAACCGGUAUCUCGUCGGCUUAUAUCGACGGAAGGCUCGUGUUGCAAGACGCAAAUACUGCAAUGAUUACUUAGAAUCUUCGAAAUCAACAUGCCGAUGCUCUACGGUGAGAGAAGCCGUGCUUUCAAGUGGUUGCAAGAAGAAGAAAUUAUGAAAGUGUCUGUCGACAGCUCGCUUUUCGCUUGGAGCUGCUCUGGGCACGUGGAUUCCCCAUCAACAUGAAAAAUACUCCACCGAUGGGAUUCUUC